CUCGCCACCCUCCGCCGCACCCUCGCCGCCAGCAUGCCGUCCGCCAGCAAGCCGUACAUGGUCAUCUUCAAGAACAGCGCGCCCAAGUCGGCCAUCGAGCAGGAGAUCAAGGCCAUCGAGGAGGCCGGCGGCACCCUCAAGCAGCGCUUCGACAGCGACAUCAUGCGCGGCUUUGCCGCCGCCGUGCCCGAGACGUACGCCAAGGGCCUCGAGGCCAAGAGCGUCAACGGCCAGCACGAGCACAUCGAGUACAUUGAGCCCGACUCGGAGGUCAAGACGAUGUAGGGCGCCGGUGCACAGUCAAUGAGAGCCACAUAGACCCAGCUCUCCUCUCGUGCCUCAGACAGCUCGACGCGGGCACACCGGAGCAGCAGUGAUGGUGGCACGUCAGAGGUUCAUUGUCAGGAGAGCGGACAGGUGGCUGGGUGGGGUAACGUGAAGCGAUCGAAGCCUCGGCAGCGACGAGCGAGGGCUAGGGCCAUGGCAGAAGCAUCGGGGCGCUGAGCUUGCGGAGAGCCAAGCUACUUGGAGGUAGAGGCGCGCGCGCUUCACAGACCAGGUGGAGCGGAAGAGGGGGGAAAGGAAGGUGUGACGGAAUGCCGCAGGCUUGAGUGGCGCACGAACUGGGCAGCU
Molecule: messenger RNA, 633 nt
Organism: Tilletiopsis washingtonensis
Lineage: Eukaryota; Fungi; Basidiomycota; Exobasidiomycetes; Entylomatales
Exons: 3
Coding region: 34-285 (83 amino acids)
Source: RefSeq, a predicted model, not a curated record